AUGGCUUCAGCAGGACAGGUCCCCAUCGCUACAGUCUAUGUACGCAAUCUCGAGGAGCGCGUCAAGCCAGAGCCGCUCAAGGAGGCCCUGCGCACCAUCUUCUCCGAGUACGGCAAUGUGAUUGAUAUCGUCGCCAAGACCAAUCUCAAGGCCAAGGGCCAGGCCUUUGUGGUCUUUGACAAGCCCGAGUCGGCCCAGGCCGCCAUCGAGGAACUUCAGGGCUUCGAGCUGUUUGAGAAGCCCAUGCUGGUGGCCCUGGCGAAGACGAGGAGCGACGCUACGGUUAUUCAGACUGGCAACGAGGAAGAGUUUGACCAGCACAAGCGCAGACGCAUUGCUGAGAAGGACAAGAAGAGAGCCCUCGAAGUCGCCGAACAGCAAAACCGCCUCAAGCGCCCUCUUCAGGGUGCCGCCCCCGAUGCGCGCCCUGCCAAGAACCAACGCGGCGCCGGCCUCAAGGCUACCGGCCAGGGACCAGCUGCUGUUGUGCCCGACGAGUACUUGCCUCCCAACCGCAUCCUUUCGUUCAGAACCUGCCCGACGACUUUGGCAAGGACGACCUCACUGCCAUCUUCUCCCGCUUCGAGGGCUUCCGCGAAGUCCGUACUGUGCCUGGUCGCAGCGGUAUUGCUUUCGUCGAGUACGACGCCGAGGCCGGUGCUAUCGCCGCCAAGGAGAACACGGCCGGCAUGGCUCUGA
Sordaria macrospora k-hell is the source of this 699-nucleotide messenger RNA. RefSeq lists its product as uncharacterized. Gene Ontology annotation, cellular component: U1 snRNP. Gene Ontology annotation, biological process: mRNA splicing, via spliceosome. NCBI's taxonomy places the organism in Eukaryota, Fungi, Ascomycota, Sordariomycetes, Sordariales, Sordariaceae. Gene Ontology annotation, molecular function: U1 snRNA binding. The record is from RefSeq and is a predicted model, not a curated record.